Penicillium manginii is the source of this 3897-nucleotide messenger RNA. RefSeq lists its product as uncharacterized. Lineage: Eukaryota; Fungi; Ascomycota; Eurotiomycetes; Eurotiales; Aspergillaceae. The record is from RefSeq and is a predicted model, not a curated record. The transcript is spliced from 4 exons. Gene Ontology annotation, cellular component: cytoplasm. Bases 1 to 3897 code for a protein of 1298 amino acids. Gene Ontology annotation, molecular function: ATP binding; MAP kinase kinase kinase activity. Gene Ontology annotation, biological process: stress-activated MAPK cascade; protein phosphorylation.
AUGGAGCACCCCGACAUUGCCAACCAUGACUCGGAUGGCUCGGGCUCAUCUGACGAGUAUCCUCCUCAGUAUCCACUGAUGGCCAACACAUCCUUCGGGGAACCCUUCGACACUCAAGUUCAGACACCGGCCACGACCAUCACUUCCUCCCCUCCCUCCCAUCCAUCGACGUUGGAGCUUCAUCCGUGCUUGAGGCCUCCGACCCUCUUGCGAUGCCCGGCGAUCUGCGGCCACAACGCCCAUCCGCUCCUGCAAGAACCCCCCUCCAAUACAUACGCCCCUCAACGGCGCCCACCACAAUACAUCAGCCUCCAGAGUGAUCGUCAACGCUCCUCCUCUUCUAAGAGAGGACCCCGACGCGAUCCGAACGCGCAAUAUCGCGCUCAAGAAAAGGCCUAUGUGCAACGCAUUCGGGCCAAUCCUCAGGCUUGGUAUCACCACUUUAACGACGCACAAUCUCCUAACGUUAUGGUCGGAGACGCCGACUUAGAGGAUCCUUCCCCAUCCUCCGAAGCUCCCUAUGAAGAUGAUCCUUACGACCCCGACACCCAACUUUUCCUCCCCGAUGACAACCUCCCCAGCAUAGACGAACUCAAGAACCCGAAAAAUCAAGAACGACUCGAAUGGCAUUCCAUGUUGGCGUCGGUGCUAAAGGGUGACGUGGUAAGGCAAGAGAAACAACGACUCAUCGGCUCCACGGAGUCGCAGAGAUCGGCAGCUCUUAGCCAUGCCCUAUGGCUUGGAGUCCGAUCGAGGACAUGCGGCCGAAGCAUUCCUCUCCAACGAAAACUGAUCGAGGAUGCUCGCUCUCGCCUUGCACCCCUAAUCGACGACAUCAUCAACUUCCAAAUCAAAGGUGAAGCUGAAAUCGGCAAACCACCCCGCCAGCAAGUUGAGGAUGUCGUGGAAAAGGUUGAGAAGGUUGAGAUUCUAUACUCGACAGCCAAGGAAAUGGAGACCGCAAAUCCUCGUGCUGCUUCAGAAGAGUUCUACUCUAGCCGCGCGGCGAUUUUUGCCUGGCACAACAUCACCGCUCUGAUAAACACCCAACUUGCUGUCUUACAAAGUUGGGUAGGCAACGAUGCUCUCGAUUUCGCUGUUUCUAGACUCAAAUCCGACAAGAGCGACUUAUCGGACGACUCAUCGUUUCUGGAUCGUAUCAUGAAGGAGGACGGCCUGAAGACCCUACAGGGCGAGCACAGUAUGCUCCAGGGCAUUGGGGCCCUCGCCAUCUGCCCCCCCUAUAUUGAGGAGCUUCUAACAUUAAUCAACUUUCCAUCCCGUUUGAUUCAAGAGAUCAUCCGCAUGCGUCUGUCUUAUGCGAAGAACAUGAGAGAUCCGGCUCAGCAGUCUCCUAUCCUGGUGGACCAGAUGAUCUCGCAGUUCCAAAUCUUAAUGAAAGUGGCUGUUCAGAUUAAGCAGACUUAUUUGGCUAUCUCACGGCCUGAGCCUGGUUGGGAUUUACCACCCUGUGUUGACGAGAAUUUCGAUUCCGUUGUGUUGGAUGCCAUGAAGUACUAUUUUCGACUUUUGAAUUGGAAGUUAAACGCCAAUAAAAAUACCUUCAAGGAGGCCGAGAUUCUGGAGCAGGAAUGGGGCUAUUCUUAUCAAAUCGGCCGCCAACUAGACGGUGGUGAUAUCGAGGUUGCGGAGCAAUUCAGUGCUUUAACUGCCAAAUCUCUUCAACGACUCAUGAUUCAUUUCGAACGUGAGCUGGUUCCAAGGCCUAAAGAAACAGUCGCAGACAUGGACAAGCGGUAUAAGAGCAUACUUGAUUCGACACGUAUCCGACAGCGCAAGUUGUACCGAUUCUCGAGAUUUCUUUGCCAAUUGUUUGAAAACGCGACGGAAUACAAUAUUUCCGCAGACAUCGCAUACGAUUUUUUCGAGGCCUUGUUGAUAUCUGAUCAUUUUCUGGUCACUUCACCUGGUUCGGUUGGCCAGAAGGGCGUCUACUUGAUUGCCCAUUAUUCCCUGUGGAAUCGCCCUGCCGAUAUCAAAGCCAUCCUCGCUACCUCCUUCCGAGAAGACAACACAACAAUUGACUCGCCUCACAUUCCAUAUGUACUUGUCAUCCGCCCAGAACGGCCUCUAGGAUGGGGUGGCAAAGAAAUGUACGUGGAUAUGCUGGAGCAGCCUACCGAUGUCCGCCUUGGUAAACUUCGACUUGUCGUUGAAGGAAUGCAAGAAAGACUACAAAACGCAAGGCUGGAGUUGACACAGCUCACUGGCAUCCAGCUAGACAUGUCGAUCGAGCAGCGUGCCAACCUUGGUCGUGUUAACGUCGAAUUGAAUAAGAUCAAGAAGAUCUCUUUCAAGCUUUCCAUGGCCAUCAUGGAUAGUGUGGCUGUGAUCAAGAGCCAGCUGCGUGAAAAGACAUGGGAGAAUAAUGACUUGGUGCAGGCCUGCUAUGCAUUUGCAACUGAAUUUGGUAAACGUUCUUCCAAUUAUGUUGAUGCCAAUAGACGCGCUAUGAAUAGUGCUCGCCUGAUCGAUCUAUCUCUUGACUGGGUUUCGUUCAUUUGCGAUGAGUGUGAUGCCGCCGAUCGAAAAACUUUCAAGUGGGCAGUCGCCGCGCUUGAAUUUGCCAUGGCAAUCACCUCCAGUCGACACUUGUUAUCUUUAGACGAGGAGCAGUUCAACCGUCUGAGGUCAAAGGUAGCAGGUUGCAUGUCUCUCCUUAUCUCUCAUUUCGAUAUUAUGGGCGCUCGAUCAUCCCUUGCGGCCCAGGCUGAAAAGCAACGCAUGGAAGAGCGCGCUGGCGCCCGAAAAAUCGGCCAAGGCCGUAUCCUGAGUGACGAAGAAGCGUCCAGGAAUAUUCGUGAUCAGUGGUAUGCCCGGGUCACGGAAAUUGAAGACAGGAGAGUGGAAGAAGACGCAAAACGACAAGCUCUUGGUAGGGUUCUUGAAGGCUCUGAUGAGGCUGACCGUUCCCUCACCGUGCUAUCAUCAUCUGCUACCAACGUUACUCUCCGCUGGCAACAAGGCCAAUUCAUCGGAGGUGGUACCUUCGGCUCUGUCUACGUUGCUAUCAAUUUGGACAGCAACUACUUGAUGGCAGUUAAGGAAAUCCGUCUGCAGGAUCCUCAGCUAAUUCCCAAGAUUGCUCAGCAAAUUCGCGAUGAGAUGGGUGUGCUCGAGGUGCUGGACCAUCCGAACAUCGUCUCAUACCAUGGUAUCGAGGUGCACCGUGACAAGGUCUACAUCUUCAUGGAAUACUGCUCUGGUGGGUCGCUUGCCAGUUUGCUGGAGCACGGUCGUAUUGAAGAUGAAACCGUCAUCAUGGUCUAUGCUCUUCAACUUCUUGAGGGUCUGGCUUACCUUCAUCAAGCGGGCAUUGUCCAUCGCGAUAUCAAACCCGAGAAUGUCUUGCUUGAUCACAACGGAAUCAUCAAGUACGUCGAUUUCGGCGCUGCCAAGAUCAUUGCUGGAUCAGGUCGAACCGUAGCCCCGAUGGACAACCCUGGUGGCACCAAGGACUCUUUACCCGGCAAGAACGAUCAAAUGCAAAAUCGGGGCAAGAACCAAAAGACGACGACGGGAACUCCAAUGUACAUGUCUCCUGAGGUUAUCCGUGGCGACACGCCUGAACUCGCGAGCCACCAGGGCGCUGUGGAUAUUUGGUCUCUUGGCUGUGUCAUUCUCGAGAUGGCCACCGGCCGUCGACCAUGGUCCACUCUAGAUAACGAGUGGGCGAUCAUGUACAACAUCGCGCAAGGCAACCAACCCGCCCUGCCGACCCGUGACCAGCUCAGCGAACAGGGUAUCAACUUCUUGAGCCGCUGCUUCGAGUGUGACCCUCUCAAGCGACCCACUGCUGCUGAACUCCUCCAGACCGAGUGGAUCGUCUCCAUUCGUCAGCAAGUGGUCGUGGAACCCCCCCACACCUGGAAGUGA